AUGGGAGCCUCGGAGUCGAAGUUGGUCUUCAAGCAGGGAAUCUUCCGUCUGUCGGAGGAGAAGGACAUUCCUGCUGAUGAUCCUUACUGGUCCAGAUUCUGGGAGCUCCCAGAGUCGACAGAAGAUGUAUUCAGCUUAUUCACCCCCGCAGAUAUACGACGGACGCGCGACCAUGCAGUACCUAAUUUGGAGACACUAUUGCUUUCAAUAACCUCUCGUCUUACCUUUCUGAAGAAUCAUCCGUCUUUUCCAGAUCCCGACCUCGCUCCCGAGAGAGACCUUCUCAACUGUAUCCGCAUACUCACGCGCAUCCUUCCCUUCAUCUACGAGGCUGAGCACCUAGAAGAAUGGGAGGAGAAAUUCUUUUGGGGUCGACGGAAGAAGAAUACUAGAGGAGCUCGACCGGGGGCAGAAGUCCUAUUUGAUGAAGCGCAGGCUGAAGGACGCCAGGAGGAGACGUUGCCUGGGACUAAUGAAUACGAAGAUGUGAAGCCCUUGGCCGAGGAAUUGAUUGACAACCUGUUGGAUCUUUUAUUCUAUACGGACUUUACGAUCCCAAAGCUCCCAACGGCUAAGGGUAAGAUAUCAUACUCGAUAUGGCAAAGUGGUGUCGGCUGCAAUACUUCGAUGGGCUCCAGCAAAGAGCUCGAAAGCAACCGGUGCGAGAUUUUGCGACUAUUGCUUACAUUGACUGGAAAGGCAAUGUACAUGCCGCUCAGUCUCCUACCUGUUCAGGGUGUUAAGGCCAUUACCUACAUUGCAACCUGCCCUGACAAGCAAGUUGUCCUCACAUUGCUGUGCUCAUUGCUAAAUACUUCUAUCAAGUACAAUCCUGCGUCAUGGAGGGUUCCAUAUGACCAUGUGGUCUGGAAAGACUCCAAGCAGAUCUUGGUUAUAUACUGUCUACAAUUUCUUCUUGUUCUCCUCCUAUAUCCUAUCCCAGAGGACGGUCGUGGGACACCGCCGAAGAACUAUUAUCGCCAUUACUUCGGUCGGCUGCACCGACCGCAAGACUUUCAAUUCCUUGUCGAUGGCAUGACCAGAAUCCUGAACCAACCUAUGCAAGUCACGAAUUCUUACCUUCCCGGCAGCCAGAAGUCUAUCAAAUGGGCUCCAGAAAUGCUCAUUUUGUUCUGGGAGGCCCUUCAGUGCAACAAGCGAUUCAGGUCAUUCAUCAUUGACUCAAGUCGCUCCCAUGACUUUGCCAUUCUCUGUAUCUUUUACGCUAUCGAAUACAAAUCUGACGCAUCCAAGCAAGGCGUUGUGAGAAUGUGCAUCUUUAUUUUACAGACUAUGAGUGUCGAACGGAAUUUUGGAAAAAGUCUCAACAUGAAAUUUGAGGCUCAGGAGACGUUACCUCAGAACAUUCGUAUUCCGGGCUUCAAGGGUACCUAUGGUGACUACCUGGUUAUGUCCAUCCAUACUCUGCUUACCGCAAGCAAAGGCAAGCUGAAUGCUGUCUAUCCAGCACUCUUAGCGAUCAUCAACAACGUGGCUCCUUACCUAGAACAUCUCUCACCAGCCACAUGCUCCAGGCUUCUGCAGCUCUUCUCCUCGAUGUCCGCUCCCAGUUUCCUCCUAGCUAACGAAACGAACCAUGUCCUCCUAGCCUCAGUGCUUGAAUCCAUAAACUCGAUACUUGAACACAAAUUCACCAAAAACCCGUUCCUAGUAUACGCUAUUCUAAAAUACAGGAAACGUUUUGAAGCUGUCCGAGCCUUCACUCUCGAAAGUGGACAGCAAGAGAUUGAACGGCAAAAUGAAAGGAGGAAAGCUGAAGCUGCAUCUCGCGACUCUUCCUCUAGCCCUACCCUGUCGCAGGCUGAAGAGGAUCCUCAUGUGUCGUCAGGAACACGCUCGCCUUUGACCCGUAUUCCCGAAGAGAAUAGCCCUUUCGCUAUUGGCGGUGACGAAUCGGAUGACCAACAUGACGGGCAAGACACGCCGUCGCAGUCUUCUCCCUCCGCGCAAAACUCAAGAAGGCCGUCGACAUCAUCAGCUAUCGAUGAAAGUGUCCCUCUACAACUGCGGGGAAUGUCUGAGAAAGCCAGAGGUAAGAUGCCUGCUGGGCAGCCAUCGUUCUCCCGGCAGAACAGCAUCACCAGUCAAAGUAGCAUGUCCGCCAUGUUCUCCACUUCCAGCGGUUUUACGCCGACUGUUGCUUGGUUGGAGUCAUGGCUACCAGAGCUUCCUCUUCACACUAUCCUCACUAUCAUUUCGGCCAUUGCUCCCCACAUCCCGGAUUCGGCUUUCCAGGCCGCAUCGAGCCCGGAAGCUCGCACUUUAAUUGCGAAUCUUCCCUCCUUUGCAGAAGAGCCCACAAUUCAAGGGCUACUAUCAGAGCCUUCGCCUGUACGGGUACAUUCUUUUGAAUGGUCAGCCCUGUCCUUGGGUUGGUAUGAGUCUUUGCUUUGGGGUUUCAUCUUCUCCAGUGAGAUGGUAGUUGGCACAGCAUCUGGAGCUACGCCCGGCACUGUUGGCGUGUGGAACGGAACAGGAAUCAAACUCUUCAGGGUCCAGGAGGCGGCCGCGCAAGGUCCAAGUUUGCUCGCUCCGAAAGGCGCAGUCGACGCUGUUGGAAGCAACUUGGUGCAGCGCAUCGGGAAUUUGAGUCUCAGGCGCAGUAGUACACAGGACUCCCAGAGCGGCUCAAGACCACCAUCUGUUCGAGAAGUAUAG
Aspergillus lentulus is the source of this 2679-nucleotide messenger RNA. Its product is annotated as ubp5-interacting protein ftp105. Gene Ontology annotation, cellular component: membrane; Golgi medial cisterna; Golgi trans cisterna. The record is from RefSeq and is a predicted model, not a curated record. NCBI's taxonomy places the organism in Eukaryota, Fungi, Ascomycota, Eurotiomycetes, Eurotiales, Aspergillaceae.